This is a messenger RNA of Procambarus clarkii (red swamp crayfish), 1440 nucleotides long. The record is from RefSeq and is a predicted model, not a curated record. Lineage: Eukaryota; Metazoa; Arthropoda; Malacostraca; Decapoda; Cambaridae.
CCACCAGCCUCGCCGCCACCACCAGCCUCGCCACCACCACCAACCUCGCCACCACCACCAGCCUCGCCACCACCACCAACCUCGCCACCACCAGCCUCGCCACCACCACCAGCCUCGCCACCACCACCAGCCUCGCCGCCACCACCAGCCUCGCCACCACCACCAGCCUCGCCACCACCACCAGACUCGCCGACACCACCAGCCUCGCCGACACCACCAGCCUCGCCGCCACCACCAGCCUCGCCACCACCACCAGCCUCGCCACCACCACCAGCCUCGCCGCCACCACCAGCCUCGCCACCACCACCAGCCUCGCCACCACCACCAACCUCGCCACCACCACCAGCCUCGCCGCCACCACCAGCCUCGCCGCCACCACCAGCCUCGCCGCCACCACCAGCCUCGCCGCCACCACCAGCCUCGCCACCACCACCAGCCUCGCCGCCACCACCAGACUCGCCGCCACCACCAACCUCGCCGCCACCACCAGCCUCGCCGCCACCACCAGCCUCGCCGCCACCACCAGCCUCGCCGCCACCACCAGCCUCGCCGCCACCACCAGCCUCGCCGCCACCACCAGCCUCGCCACCACCACCAGCCUCGCCACCACCACCAGCCUCGCCACCACCACCAGCCUCGCCGCCCCCACCAGCCUCGCCGCCACCACCAGCCUCGCCGCCCCCACCAGCCUCGCCACCACCACCAGCCUCGCCGCCACCACCAGCCUCGCCGCCACCACCAGCCUCGCCACCACCACCAGCCUCGCCGCCACCACCAGCCUCGCCACCACCACCAGCCUCGCCGCCACCACCAGCCUCGCCGCCACCCCCAGCCUCGCCGCCACCACCAGCCUCGCCGCCACCACCAGCCUCGCCGCCACCACCAGCCUCGCCACCACCACCAGCCUCGCCGCCAACACCAGCCUCGCCGCCACCACCAGCCUCGCCGCCACCACCAGCCUCGCCGCCACCACCAGCCUCGCCACCACCACCAGCCUCGCCGCCACCACCAGCCUCGCCGCCACCACCAGCCUCGCCGCCACCACCAGCCUCGCCGCCACCACCAGCCUCGCCGCCACCACCAGCCUCGCCGCCACCACCAGCCUCGCCGCCACCACCAGCCUCGCCACCACCACCAGCCUCGCCGCCCCCACCAGCCUCGCCGCCACCACCAGCCUCGCCGCCCCCACCAGCCUCGCCGCCACCACCAGCCUCGCCGCCGCCACCACCAGCCUCGCCGCCACCACCAGCCUCGCCGCCACCACCAGCCUCGCUGCCACCACCAGCCUCGCCACCACCACCAGCCUCGCCGCCACCACCAGCCUCGCCGCCACCACCAGCCUCGCCGCCACCACCAGCCUCGCCGCCACCACCAGCCUCGCCGCCACCACCAGCCUCGCCACCACCACCAGCCUCGCCACCACCACCAGCCUCGCCACCA